AUGUUUUUCUCCUCUGGUUUUCCCUUUGAUUCUAUGGGUGGGCAACAAGCCCGUAGGAAAAGAGAAGUAAAUAAUUCAAAAUAUUACGAAGUUUUGAAUCUAAAAAAAAACUGCACCACGGAUGAAGUAAAAAAAGCAUACAGGAAGUUAGCAAUAAUACAUCACCCAGAUAAAGGUGGAGAUCCAGAGAAAUUUAAAGAAAUAUCAAGAGCAUAUGAAGUUUUAUCUGAUGAAGAAAAAAGGAAAUUAUAUGAUGAAUAUGGAGAAGAAGGAUUAGAAAAUGGAGAACAACCUGCCGAUGCAACUGAUCUAUUUGAUUUCAUAUUAAAUGCAGGAAAGGGAAAAAAAAAGAGAGGAGAAGAUAUUGUAAGUGAAGUAAAAGUAACCCUUGAGCAGCUAUAUAACGGUGCUACUAAAAAAUUAGCAAUUAGCAAAGAUGUUAUAUGUACAAAUUGUGAAGGUCAUGGAGGACCCAAAGAUGCAAAAGUCGACUGUAAGCAAUGUAAUGGAAGAGGUACAAAAACUUAUAUGAGAUAUCAUUCAAGUGUUUUACAUCAGACCGAAGUAACAUGUAAUGGCUGUAGAGGAAAAGGUAAAAUAUUUAAUGAAAAAGAUAAGUGCACAAAUUGUAAAGGAGGAUGUGUUUUAAAGACAAGAAAAAUUAUUGAAGUGUAUAUUCCAAAGGGUGCACCAAACAAACAUAAAAUUGUUUUCAAUGGUGAAGCAGAUGAAAAACCAAAUGUAAUAACAGGUAAUCUUGUUGUAAUAUUGAAUGAAAAACCACAUCAGCUAUUUAAAAGAGAAGGAGUAGAUUUAUUUAUUUCGCAUAAAAUCUCUUUAUACGAAUCACUAACAGGUUUUGUUGCAGAAAUUAAUCAUUUGGAUGAAAGAAAAAUAUUAGUUGAUUGCACAAAUACAGGAUUUGUAAGACAUGGAGACAUAAGAGAGAUAGCCGAGGAGGGAAUGCCAACAUAUAAAGACCCAUUCAAAAAAGGAAAUUUAUAUAUAACAUUCGAGGUUGAAUAUCCCAUGGAUUUAAUCAUAACAAAUGAAAAAAAAGAAAUAUUGAAAAUUCUAAAAAAACAAAAUGAAAAUGAAAAGAAAUACGAUUUAGAAAAUAGCGAAUGUGAAGUUGUUACAUCACAAUCUGUAGAUAAGGAAUAUUUGAAACAGAGACUCACCAAACAACAACAGGAAACUUAUGAUGAUGAAGAUCAUCAACCUGAGAUGGAAGGGCAGAGAGUGGCUUGCGCUCAGCAGUGA
Plasmodium gonderi is the source of this 1263-nucleotide messenger RNA. RefSeq names its product DnaJ domain containing protein. Gene Ontology annotation, cellular component: cytosol; cytoplasm. NCBI's taxonomy places the organism in Eukaryota, Apicomplexa, Aconoidasida, Haemosporida, Plasmodiidae. The record is from RefSeq and is a predicted model, not a curated record. Gene Ontology annotation, biological process: protein refolding. The coding region runs from base 1 to 1263 and encodes 420 amino acids. The transcript has 2 exons. Gene Ontology annotation, molecular function: Hsp70 protein binding.